This is a messenger RNA of Cylindrotheca closterium, 783 nucleotides long. The record is from the annotation of a GenBank genome assembly. Lineage: Eukaryota; Bacillariophyta; Bacillariophyceae; Bacillariales; Bacillariaceae.
AUGGAACAUAAGGUGGAUUUCUUGAUGAAACGCUACACAUCAGUAUGCCCAGACGUUCGCUCGCGAGUCAACGCCGCCACCAGCAAAUUGUUCGACGUGACUAGUGACGUGUACGAAUUCACAAGCCUACACGUCAUCGACAACACAGGACAAGCGAUCGCUACAGGACCGGGACCAGGACUUCCAGCCCCAUUUAGAGCCGCCGCCACAUACUUCAGAAUCGAGCUCCGAUUGGUCCCACGGCUGUGUUCCCUACGAACUGACAUUGGAAUCGACCCAACAAAGUUCCCACCAUCUUCCAACAGAGCUGUAUACGUUCCAGUGCCAAGAGUCCAGAACCAGAUGGACGUAUUCAUCACUCGCCAAAUGGUAAUGGACCAAGCACAUCACAAGGAAAUCAUCACAGCAAUGGCAGCACUAGGAGAAGAGUUCUCGAUGAGAGCUGCGACCAGAGACGGAGAGCCCGAUAACGACGCCUACGAAAAGUGGCCCAAGCAACAGAUUGCAAAGACCCAAUUCCAAGCGCUAGAACAAGCACUCACAGCCACCUACGUCGGACUACAACAAGGCAUGGAGACGCCAAACUACCAACUGGCAAAGCUCAACAUGAUCCGAUACGAAGGAGGCACAAUGAUGUACGACAGCGUGGCUACUUUAUUUGGCAGAAUCGCCACGAUUCUAAACGGGUUCAACCACAAGAAUCACCCGCCAACCAACCUAUCAGACUUGGCAGGAGUAGCGUUCCAAACCCUUAACACAAGAAAUCAAGGACGUUGUGGCUGA